This is a messenger RNA of Bathycoccus prasinos, 2181 nucleotides long. RefSeq lists its product with no specific name. The transcript has 2 exons. NCBI's taxonomy places the organism in Eukaryota, Viridiplantae, Chlorophyta, Mamiellophyceae, Mamiellales, Bathycoccaceae. Gene Ontology annotation, molecular function: ATP binding; protein serine/threonine kinase activity. Bases 1 to 2181 code for a protein of 726 amino acids. The record is from RefSeq and is a predicted model, not a curated record.
AUGCGCUCGCCGAGGAGGACAACGAACGAGGAAACGAUGAUCCACCGGGCGCUGGAAGCGUUGGACGUGAGAGACGAUUUGAACGCUCGGAGUGGUGGCAAUACAUCUACUACUACUACUACUAUCCAAAGCACCAGAGGAAGAGGAAGAGGAGAAGGAUUGGACGACGACGACGACGAAUCUUUCCUCGUCGUCAAAACGUCUCCAAACGCAAACGGAGGCGAGAAGAAUAAGAUUCGCGUGGAGAAACAGAGACAAAGUUUCCUCUCGCGCGUCGCCGGGGCGAAGAAAAGUGAGAUGAAUGAGAAGAAGAACGAGAAGAGGAAAGAAGUAAUAGAAGAAGAAGACGAAGAAGCGGAAAUCUGUGCAGACGCGGCGACCGCCGCCGCCGCCUCCACCUCCUCCUCCUCCUCCUCCUGGGUUGGGAUAUCGCAAAAAGUCAAAAACCAACUGCGAGAGGUGGAGCGCAAGUUUGGCGGCGGCGGCGGUGGUGGUGGCGGUGGUGGCGUUGGAUUCGGUAGUGGUGGUGGGUUUGGCGGUAACGGACAAAAAGUAACAGAUAAGAGCGACAGAGCGACGGUGGAGCAAGCGCUCGAUCCGCGAACUCGAAUGAUUUUGUUCAAAAUGUUGUCGAGAGAAAUAUUUUCUGAGAUUAACGGGUGCGUGUCCACCGGGAAAGAAGCGAACGUGUACCACGCCGUGCGCGUCAUAGAAGUAGAAGAAGAAGAAGGAGAAGAAGAAGAAAAAGAAGACGAGAAACGAGAAAGGAAAGAAGGAGAAGAUAGUAAUAGCGAAAGUAGAGAUAGAAAGGAUGAAACGACGAUGACGACGACGACGACAAAUGAAAAGGAGGAGGAGGAGGAGGAGGAGGAGGAGAAGAAGGAGGAGAAGAAGAAUGUAAUCCAAAUGCGACAACAUUUGGCGGUAAAAGUCUACAAAACUUCGAUACUCGUUUUUAAAGAUAGAGAUCGGUAUGUUUCUGGAGAUUGGAGAUGGAGAAACGGAUACGCGCGAAAAAACCCGCGAAAAAUGGUCAAGACGUGGGCGGAAAAAGAAAUGCGCAACUAUAACCGGCUAAGAGAAAAAGGAUUACGCGUUCCAAAAGUCAUAUGUCUGAAAUCGCACGUUUUAGUCAUGGAAAUGAUUGGCGAUUCGGAAGGAAGAGCCGCACCAAGAUUAAAAGACGCGGCGUCUUCGUUGAGCAGUAAGAAGAUGCGUUCGUUAUUCGAGCAGCUUUUGAAAGACGUUCGAACGAUGUACCAGGAUUGUAAGCUCGUUCACGCGGACUUCUCGGAGUAUAACUUGCUCUAUCACAACGGGAACGCGUGGAUUAUCGAUGUUUCGCAAUCCGUCGACCUCGAUCAUCCCAGAUGUUUAGAAUUCUUACGAGAAGACUUGCUGCAUUUGAAACAAUUCUUCUCGAAUCGAGCGUAUGAUGUUGUCGUUCCGUCGGUGAAGGAAAUGUUUGACUUCGUGACGGAUCCCGCGAUAAACGGUUCAAACAUUGAUCAAUGCUUAGAACUGUUGUCGGAAAAAGCGGCGAAGGAUUUUAAAUUAGAAAUUGAGAUGAAAUCGAGGCUCAGCCAAGGCAUCGACUCGGCACAGAUACAAAAAGAUGACGAUUUAAGAGCAGAAAAAGAAAUUCAAGCUGCCGUAUUUCAUCAAGCGCACAUCCCAAAAGCGCUCGAAGAGGUAGAUUAUGCAGAUAAAGAUCAAAGACGGCUGCGCGAGGCGAGCGAAGCCAAGGAUGAGAAACGCUCCGAAGGCAUUUAUUAUCAGACUAUCACGGGAAUGAAUCACGAUUUGAGCGGUCCGCGCGAGAUGCCGAGUUUAAUGCUGCUGAAGAAGGAAGAUAAGGCGGCGAUGAAGAAAGAGGCGAAGAAAAAAACGAAAAAGCAAGGGUUGGAAAAAGAAGAAGAGGUAGAAGGAGAAGAAAAAGUUGAAAACACGACGACGCCAGGAACAGUGAAAGUAUCGCAAAAUGAAAAAGCGACGGCGAGAGAAAACGAACACGAUCGCGCGAGCGAUUCAACUUUCAGUAGCGACGACGACGACGACGAUGGAGAAAGCGCUUCUUCGUCUGAGGAGAAGAAGGAAACAGCACAAGAAAGAUGUCAAAGCAGCAAAAUCGCAGAAAAGAGCCGAGAAAAUAAAGAAAAAGGACAAGAAGAAGGCCAUUAA